Molecule: messenger RNA, 2545 nt
Organism: Dufourea novaeangliae
Lineage: Eukaryota; Metazoa; Arthropoda; Insecta; Hymenoptera; Halictidae
Gene: sip1
Product: tuftelin-interacting protein 11
Exons: 8
Coding region: 50-2545 (831 amino acids)
Biological process (GO): spliceosomal complex disassembly
Cellular component (GO): U2-type post-mRNA release spliceosomal complex
Molecular function (GO): nucleic acid binding
Source: RefSeq, a predicted model, not a curated record
CAAAAUUAUAAAAUUUUCUUUAUAUACAGUAUUAAUAAACGUUGAUAAUAUGUCGGAAGACGAAGUAGAAAGCUUCGAAAUCACAGACUAUGAUCUUGACAAUGAAUUCAACAUUAAUCGUCCCAGACGAAAAUUAUCCAAGAAACAACAAAUGCUUGGUAUUUGGGCAGAUGAUAGUGAUGAGGAGGAAUUACCUGCUAGACCGUCGUUUAAAACUUUUGAUAAAGGACCAAAAAAUUAUACAGCCCCUGUUAAUUUUGUAGCGGGUGGCAUUCAGCAGGCUGGAAAACCAAAAGAGGAAAAGGAAGAAAAAGAUGAAGAUGAUAGUGACAAUGAAAGUAUAAAUAAGUCGCAAAGGGAAUUUCAGAAUAGUUCAAGUUCUGAAGAUGAACGGCCAAGUAUGGGAUUAUUACGUACAUCUUUUUCUUUAAACACAGAUGGAGAUAUUGCUGGUUUACGUAAAAAGAAAAGUAAAGUAAAUCCUUUACUUAUUCACAGUGGUAUGGGUAGUUGGGAGGUCCAUACUAAAGGUAUUGGAGCUAAACUGUUGUUGCAGAUGGGCUUUGAACCGGGUAAAGGUUUGGGCAAGCAAUUACAAGGUAUAAGUGCUCCAGUAGAAGCACAUUUGAGAAAAGGCAGAGGUGCUAUUGGUGCUUAUGGUCCAGAAAAAUUUCCAAAAGUUCCGGAAAAGAAAAAGGAAGAAGAUUCAGAGGAAGGAAAAGACCCCAAAGCUAAGUUAUCACAGUGGCGGAAAGGAGAUAGUAAUGCAACAAAGAAAAAGGUCAAAUAUGUUUAUCGAAGCGUAGAUCAGGUUUUAGAAGAUGGAAAAUUAAAACCAAAUAAGAAAGUGAGAGUAUCUAAUGAAAUGAGCAGAGUUAAAGUUAUUGAUAUGACUGGUCCAGAACAAAGAAUUCUCAGUGGAUAUCACGCAAUAGCUGGUGGUCAACAAAGGCCUGAUGAAAAUGUUGUGAUUACUGAUAAGAAAUCAAAAGUUAAUUUUUCAUUACCAGAGCUCCAACACAAUUUAAACAUACUCGUAGACAUGUGUGAACAAGAUAUAAUACAAAACGAUAGACGAACUAGACAUUUAAGCGAUAGGGUAGUUGCAUUGGAAGCAGAGAAGAAAAAUAUAUCUAAAGUUAUAGAACAUCACGGUCAACUUAUCGAUACCUUAGAAAAUGUAUUAGAAAUUGUAGAUAAAUUAAUGGACGAAACUAACCAGUUGUCGUUACAAGAGACAGCAGAAGCUUUCAGAGAUUUGCAAGAUAAAUAUUAUGAGGAAUAUAAAAUGUAUGAACUUGAUGAAUUGGCUAGCAGUUUUGUUGGUCCAAAAAUAAAGGACUGUUUAGCUAGUUGGAACCCUACAGUGCAACCGAAGCAGCCUAUUAAAUUAUUUGAACAAUGGAAGAGUAUUUUGGAAAGUGGUACUACUACUCUUCAAACAAGGACUAUGCAUCCAUAUGAUCAGCUUGUGUGGAACGCAUGGAUGCCAUCAAUUAGAGGAGCCGUACAGCAGUGGACUUGUAGACAACCAGAACCACUUAUCGAAUUGAUAGAAUACUGGAUACCAUUGCUUCCAGGUUGGAUAUUAGAAAAUAUUUUAGAUUUGUUGAUACUUCCGAAACUUACAUUGGAAGUAGAAGAGUGGAAUCCUCUUACAGAUACAGUACCUAUCCACACGUGGAUUCAUCCGUGGUUACCAUUAUUACGAAAUCGAUUGGACACUUUAAUAUAUCCAAUAAUACGCCGUAAACUAGGUUCUGCAUUGGGUGGUUGGCAUCCAUCCGACAGAUCGGCGAGAUUAAUGUUACAACCGUGGGCGAAUGUUUUUACAAAAGGAGAUAUGGAAGCGUUUUUAGUGAAAAAUAUUAUACCAAAAUUGCAGAUAGCACUUUCAGAAUUUGUUAUCAAUCCGCAUCAGCAGCAUUUAGAUCAAUGGAAUUGGGUAUACGAAUGGAAAGAUUUAAUUCCACCUCACAUAAUGGCAAACUUGCUUGAUAAAUUCUUCUUUCCGAAAUGGCUACAAGUUUUGGCUCUAUGGUUAAACCAUUCACCGAAUUAUGAUCAAGUUACAAAUUGGUAUAUGGGAUGGAAGGGCAUGUUAAGUGAAAAAAUAUUGGCUGAAACUGCAGUGAAGGAACAUUUCAAAAAAGCAUUAGACAUGAUGAAUAGAGCAGUCAGUGGACCACAGAGUCAUCCACCUGGAGCAAUGGAACAAGUGUCGUACUUGACAAGCUUAGAAAGAACUCAGCCUACAAUGUCACAAAUGCCACCAAACGCCCAACCGAGAAUGGAGAGGCUCGCAGAAGCAGUCAGAACAGCAUCUCAAAUACCUCAAGGUUUCAAAGAUCUUGUUCAAAAGAAAUGUGAAGAAAGGGGCAUUUUGUUCAUGCCUAUACCGAACCGGUAUAGAGAAGCAAAACAAGUUUACAAGGUGGGUAAUGUCCAAGCUUAUAUAGACGGAAAUGUCUUGUUCGUAUGUCAUAACGGUAUGAAUUGGUUGCCAACGCAUUUAAAUGCAUUACUAGAUAUGGCAGAACUUUAA